GACACGGCCAGAGCACUGAGAGAUAUCAGGUAUUGAUGUAACUGAAGUGAAUAAAGGAACCUUCUUCCUGAGCACAGACAUUGGAGCCUGUUAUCAGCAUGAACUCAUAUGGGUUAGACAAACACGUGAAAAAUUCAUCUUCAUUCUUCACUACAGGAAGCAUCACAAUUAUACCACAGACUCCAACAUUUUUAGACUAUUCACAAACAUUUGGGAAAUCACAGCAGAUAUUUAAAGAAGUUGAUGAAUUGUCAGGAACUGGGCAGCAAUCAUUAUGUACAGAGAGUAAUUUAGUCAUCAAACAAGAGGACAGGAUUUAUGCCUUAUCUAGUGAAAUGAUUAUCCCAGAGGAUAAACCACAAACAUUUACCAAGCUUUCAAAAAAAUUUAAAGAAGAGAAAAGUGUACAGUCUAACCAAAUGAUUCAUACAAAGGAGAAACCUUUCAAAUGUACAGAAUGUGAGAAAAGCUUUAGAUGGAAGUCUCGUCUCCUAGAACACCACAAAAUUCACACAGGUGAGAAGCCAAACACAUAUCCUGAGUGCGGAAAAUGUUUUACACAAAAGAGUGAUCUGAAAAAGCAUGAAAAUAUUCACACGGGAGAAAAGCCUUUCACAUGUACAGAGUGUGGAAAAAGUUUUACACGAAAGAGUAGUCUGAAAAAACAUGAAAGGAGUCACACAGGAGAAAAACCUUUCACAUGUACAGAGUGUGGAAAAAGUUUUACACGAAAGAGUAGUCUGAAAAAACAUGAAAUGAUUCAUACAGGAGAAAUGCCUUUCACAUGUACAGAGUGUGGAAAAAGUUUUACAUAUAUGAGUAAUCUGAAAACUCAUGAAAGGAGUCACACAGGAGAAAAGCCUUUCACAUGUACAGAGUGUGGAAAAAAUUUUACACAAAUAAGUAAUCUGAAAUAUCAUGAAAGGAGUCACACAGGGAAAAAGCCUUUCACAUGUACAGAGUGUGGGAAAAGUUUUACACGAUUGGAUCAUCUGAAAUCUCAUGAAAGGAUUCACACAGGAGAAAAGCCUUUCACAUGUACAGAGUGUGGAAUUUUUUUUACAGAAAAGAGUAAUCUGAAAACUCAUGAGAGGAUUCACACAGGAGAAAAGCCUUUCACAUGUACAGAGUGUGGAAAAUGUUUUACACAAAUAAAUAGUCUGAAAACUCAUGAAAGGAGUCACACAGGAGAAAAGCCUUUCACAUGUACAGAGUGUGGAAAAAGUUUUACACAAAUAAGUAGUCUGAAAUAUCAUGAAAGGAAUCACACAGGAGUAAAGCCUUUCAAAUGUACAGAGUGUGGAAAAUGUUUUACACAAAUAAGUAGUCUGAAAACUCAUGAAAGUAUUCACACAGGAAAAAAGCCUUUCACAUGUACAGAGUGUGGAAAAAGUUUUACACAUAUGAUUUAUCUAAAAAAUCAUGAAAGGAUUCACACAGGAGAAAAGCCUUUCACAUGUACAGAGUGUGGAAAAAGUUUUACACAAAAGAAUAAUCUGAAAAAACAUGAAAGGAUUCACACAGGAGAAAAGAUGUUCACAUGUACAGAGUGUGGAAAUAGUUUUACACAAAAGAGUGAUCUGAAAAAGCAUGAAAGGAUUCACACAGGAGAAAAGCCUUUCACAUGUACAGAGUGUGGAAAAAGUUUUACACAAAUAAAUAGUCUGAAAUAUCAUGAAACGGGUCACACAGGAGAAAAGAUGUUCACAUGUACAGAGUGUGGAAAAAGUUUUACACAAAAGAGUCAUCUGAAAAAACAUGAAAGGAUUCACACAGGGGAAAAGCCUUUCACAUGUACAGAGUGUGGAAAAUGUUUUACAUAUAUGAGUAAUCUGAAAUCUCAUGAAAGGAGUCACACAGGAGAAAAGAUGUUCACAUGUACAGAGUGUGGAAAAAGUUUUACACAAAAGAGUCAUCUGAAAAAACAUGAAAGGAUUCACACAGGGGAAAAGCCUUUCACAUGUACAGAGUGUGGAAAAUGUUUUACACAAAUGACAAAACUUAUAGCUCAUGAAAGGACCCACACAGGGGAGAAACCAUUUAACUGUACAGAGUGUGAAAAAAGUUUUACACUAAAGAGUAGUCUGAAAACUCAUGAAAGGAUUCACACAGGAGUAAAGCCUUGCACAUGUACAGAGUGUGGAAAAAGUUUUACACAAAAUAGUAGUCUGAAAAAGCAUGAAAGGAUUCACACAGGAGAAAAGCCUUUCACAUGUACAGAGUUUGGAAAAUGUUUUACACAAAAGAGUAGUCUGAAAUAUCAUGAAAGGAGUCACACAGGGAAAAAGCCUUUCACAUGUACAGAGUGUGGAAAACGUUUUACAUAUAUGAGUAAUCUGAAAACUCAUGAAAGGAUUCACACAGGAGAAAAGCCGUUCACAUGUACAGAGUGUGGAAAAAGUUUUACACAAAUAAAUAAUCUGAAAACUCAUGAAAUGAUUCACACAGGAGAAAAACCUUUCACAUGUACAGAGUGUGGAAAAAGUUUUACACAAAUAAAUAAUCUGAAAUAUCAUGAAAGGAGUCACACAGGGAAAAAGCCUUUUACAUGUACAGAAUGUGGAAAAAGUUUUACAUAUAUGAGUAAUCUGAAAACUCAUAAAAGAAGUCACACAGGAGAAAAGCCUUUCACAUGCACAGAGUGUGGAAAAAGUUUUGCACAAAUAAAUAGUCUGAAAUAUCAUGAAAGGAGUCACACAGGAGAAAAGCCUUUCACAUGUACAGAGUGUGGAAAAAGUUUUACUGAUAAGGGUAAUCUGAGAAAACAUGAAAGUAUUCACAAGGGAAGAAACCUUUCACAUGUUUAGAAAGUGGCAAAAAGAUUUUUAUUGAAGUCAGGUAUCACAAAACACCAAAUAUUUACACACAAAUACAUUUUAUAUACACAGUGUACAAACCUCUUUACAAUUAUCCUAAAGAGUACAAACUCUCUAAAUAGAAGCAUAAAAAUGAUCCUAUUAUAAAUAAUACUUUCUUAAUCCCAGUUAUAAAAGCCCCAGAUUAGAAGAGCUCUUUUGCUGUCCUUUGUUCAUCUUUAUAUGUGCACCUCAGUUUCUCUUAGAUAAAUGUGAUAGAAUCCAAACACCAAACAGGAAUUUACAGAUCUGUCCUCAUACUGACCAGU
Bombina bombina (fire-bellied toad) is the source of this 3124-nucleotide messenger RNA. RefSeq names its product oocyte zinc finger protein XlCOF6-like. NCBI's taxonomy places the organism in Eukaryota, Metazoa, Chordata, Amphibia, Anura, Bombinatoridae. The record is from RefSeq and is a predicted model, not a curated record. The coding region runs from base 99 to 2807 and encodes 902 amino acids. The transcript has 3 exons.